AUGGCUGCCAAUACCAAGGGCAAGGUGUCCCAGCCUGCUACGAGGCACAGCGCCUUCCACGACUUGGACGACGACGAUGACGACAAUGACGCCGCUCGCUCCACCCAUCGCUCAUCUGGCCGUCAAGAGGAGAUCAUUUCCUUUGGCCGCAACGGCGCUCAGAAGCGCACAUCGUCUCCUCCCCGCUCCGCACCACCCCGCGUCAUCCCAGUCGCGUCCAAUCUCGAUUGGCGCCAAGACCGCAAGCAGCGCAUGGGCAUCGCCACCAACUUGAAGUCACUCGGUCCUCUCGUCUCCAUGAGACGCGCAGACUCGUCCGUCGUAUCCGAUCCCUCCCAACACCAUGGCACCGACAACGCUGCAGACGCCAUCAACGCCGAUGCUCAGAAGAGCGGCUUGGAAAUCCGCCAGCCAAGGACUCAGCAGGCCGUCGAAUCGCAUCCAGCUCCCAGCAAUUCCGAGGAAACACCUGCGCCCGCACCAGAUGCAUCCGUUCAAGGCACCGACGAGGAGGCAAUCAAAGCUCUUCUGGCGGGCGAUGACGGCGCAGCAGAAGUCGGAGCUCAUCUUGUCAUCCCACAGGAGGAUGAAGCCGAGUUCCUCCAGCACGACAUCGAAUCCAGACCAGAAGCGCCUUCGCUCGACGACUAUGCAGCCACUCCCAUCGAGCAAUUCGGCAUGGCUCUGCUUCGCGGCAUGGGAUGGAAGGAAGGCAUGGGAGCAGGAAAAGGUGGCAAGGGACCUCAGCAAGCCGCCGAGCCCAAGAAACGAGCCGCCUUGCUCGGCCUUGGCGCAAAGGAGAGGGCCGUCCCCGCCACAGGUUUGCCUUCCUCAUCCUCGUCCCACAAGAACCGAGCUUCUGGUAAACGCGACUACAAGUACGUCCCCAUUACAAGAGCCGACAGUCCGGCCACUUCAAACACGGGUCCUCGAUCGCGCCACGCCAGCCGCGACGACGACAAGCCUCGCAGCCACACAUCAUCGCAUCGCGACGAGCGCAGAUCAGACACGUCCGAUCGCCAUGCGGCUUCGCGCGAUGGUACCAGGCAUACCGACUCACGCUCGUCUCGAAGACGCUCUCGCAGUCCAACGGCACGAAGGGAAGAUCGGCACCGGGGAAAGGCAAGGGGGGAAGACGACGCUGCCAGGCGCUUCCAUGCUGCUUCGAGCUCCAGUCGUGAGCACAGGCGUGACCGCGAUCGAGACGACAGGGACAGGCACGACAAACAUCGCGACGACCGACAUCGAGAUCGUCGUCGCUGA
Messenger RNA from Moesziomyces aphidis, 1263 nucleotides. Lineage: Eukaryota; Fungi; Basidiomycota; Ustilaginomycetes; Ustilaginales; Ustilaginaceae. The record is from the annotation of a GenBank genome assembly.